GCUCUCCAGCCUGUCUUCACGUGUGGAAUGGCAACAGCUGUGUGGCUGCCACCCGCCUAGUCUUUGGCACGGAUGCCACAGGCACCUCCAAAGACCCCCGCACACGCGUGGUGGCUGCGGCGGUCGUUGCCUGCACUUUAGAGGGGGGUGUCCUGACCGAGCGGGGUCGGAUCACACAAAUCCUCCCAGCAGGUUGCAACGUGGUGCAGGGUGAAGCGUGGGCACUGGCCCUCCUUUUGCGCUACGCCAAGGGCGAGGCUGCAGUCACCGUGGAUUGUAAACCUGCCAUCACGCAGGCCGAAUGUUUUGCCUUCAGACCCAGCCACGCAAACAUCUGGGAGGAAGUCUGGGAGGACCGGCAACGCGUCCAGAUUACGUGGCAUCCGUCGCGUAGGCCUCCAGAGGAAUAUCAACAGCGACAUGGGGACCCUAAGCAUUGGAGAGUCCGCCUCAACGACAUGGCGGACGAGGCGUGCAAAGCAGCCGCUGCUGUCGUGCCGUGGCGGCAACAUGCAGAGACUGUUGCCCAAGUCGAUGAGCUCACCGAGGAGAUCUCGCAUUUCCUGGCGCGGCGUACGUGGACCCUCCUUGCUGGGGAGGAGGGCUCGCCGGCACCACCGCAGAGGCAAAACCGACCAGCCCCGGAUGGAGGACUCAAUAAGAAGCAGAGACUUGAGCAACUUCUUGCCGGUGAGCAUCUGCACGGCCACCGAUUCGCUUGGUCGCACACCAAUGCGACCAACCACUCCUUGAAGUGCUCAAUCUGUACCCUUUACAUUCAACAAGUUCAUUCUAACGAGUGCUUUGACCGCUUGGCAGCACAGCCUUGUGCCCACCGACCGCGCGAGGACCUCAGCCUUUUUGGCUUUAACCCCGCACAUUCCAUGUACAAUAUGGGCACGGUCCUGCUGUGCACCAGGUGCUUUGCAGUGCACAAGCCAGCUCAACUCACCCUUACUAAGGUGCUACGCGAGGACUGCGAAGGCGCAACCAGGGCCCACAAGAAAAAGAAGACUGAGUGGGCUCAGAAAUACCUUCGGGAAACCACAGUCCCUGCAGCCCUUUUCAAGGCAGCAGCCCCGCAGCCGGCGGUUGCACCGGAGCAGGCUGCACCGAGCAGCGCAAGCGCUAAAGAGGUCAGCAAGGCCGCCGGCGCAGCGCCACCCAACGAGCCGAGCAAUGGUGAGGGUGCCUCCCCUGCGAGGUUCAAAGACUGGGGCACCAUGCAGGGGCCCAAAUACAUCGGCAUGGAGCUUUGCCCUGGAGCGAGGGGCGGCGCCCGCGCUGCUCGGACGGUGGUGAGGAUGCCUCCCCCGUUACGGCCCGUUCCUGGAGCAGCAGCUAAGUCCAAAGGGCGCGACAAAGCCAGAACGGAGGCUGCCUCCUCUGGCCAGGGCUCAAUGGAAGCUGCUGCUGCCAGCGCAACCACUGCAGAAGCAGCAGCUGAGGGUGCAGCCUCAAAGCCAGAAAUUGAAGAAGAAGGCACCGGCACUGGGGCUGCCCGCUCCGGUGCCACAGCAGAGGAUGAAACCUCGGACUCCGAAGUGUCGUCAGCUGGUUCCCUGGAAAUGGAGCUCCUGGAAGACCAGACGCUGACCAAGCUUAUGGAACAAUGGGCCCGUGCUGUGCCCAUAAAGUCCGAAGAACCGGAAAUGGAGCCUCACUUUGUCUGCGUGAGGCAGGCCAAUCAGCGACACCCAAAGUCGGCAAGGCAUUGGUUGUCACAGGAAGCUUUCCUGCUGAAGGAUGUUUUCUCCAAUGCCGUUAUCAAGCCUCCAAGGAGGCUGACGAUGGUUGGAAAAGGAAACUGGAGAGUGGUUUAUACCUACAACGACAAAUUCGUCAUCAAGCUGGCAGAUGAGGCCCACGGUAACGAGGCCCUGAUGUCCAGGAUGUUCCCUUCCAUCACUGCUGAGGUGGUGUGGGAGGGCAAAGUGUAUGUCUCGAUGCACGACGGUGCAGGGAAUGCCGUCAUCCCCUUUUUCGGCCUCGUACAGAGGACUCCCAAGGACCAGAUCCGCGAGUUCCUCUUCUACGUGGGGGCGGUGAUGACAUGGGUUGAGAGCAAGGGGGUCUCGAUAUGUGAUAUCGGGCCAAGCAAUCUCGCUGUCAACCCGGCGAUUUCCUUUCCACCUCGCCUCUUUUUGGUGGACACGCAGGACUGGUACCAAGCAGGGGCCCAGCGCAAGAAAGGCUUCUCGGGUCUGCUGCGGCUUGCCUACAAUGCCUGCCCGGAGACGGAGCCAGUCCUAAACAAGAUAUGGUCGGGCCUCAGGAAUCACUAUCCUAAGAGGUUUGCGGCUUUCUCGGCGGAAGCACCGUCGUACCGGCAGGUCCUGCAGUCGCAGGGCUGUGCAGUGCACACUGGUGCUUUGGCCACGUCCUUCAACAGUGGCUGCUAA
Molecule: messenger RNA, 2402 nt
Organism: Symbiodinium sp. CCMP2456
Lineage: Eukaryota; Dinophyceae; Suessiales; Symbiodiniaceae
Source: the annotation of a GenBank genome assembly